Tripterygium wilfordii is the source of this 777-nucleotide messenger RNA. RefSeq lists its product as uncharacterized. Gene Ontology annotation, biological process: translation. NCBI's taxonomy places the organism in Eukaryota, Viridiplantae, Streptophyta, Magnoliopsida, Celastrales, Celastraceae. The record is from RefSeq and is a predicted model, not a curated record. Gene Ontology annotation, molecular function: 5S rRNA binding; structural constituent of ribosome. The coding region runs from base 24 to 473 and encodes 149 amino acids. Gene Ontology annotation, cellular component: ribosome. The transcript has 2 exons.
UCCAACGGGUAAAUAGGACAAAGAUGGGACAAAAUGGGCGUGGGCCUGUCGUCACCAAUCUCUCAGUCUGUAAAAUGCCAACUAACCACCACCUUCAUAUGCUCCGACUAGUGCUCUCAUGCCGAAAGGUCACGGCCCAAGUCACAGACCCGGCAACUUCCACCAUCGUCGCUAUGGCUUCCUCCACCGAGCCCGAAUUCCUUCCUGAGUUUCGCGCCAAGCAGGAACGGUUUCCACGGCUCCGCUUCUUAUGGGAUGCCAGGACGGCCACCCGGGUUGGGGAGAAGCUUGCCUUUCGCUUGAGAGAGAUUGGCAUUCCCGGCGUCCACAUCGACGCCGAUGAGGAGAUUCUGAGGCCUGUACACUACAGGAAGAAGGCGUUGCCGUUCUUUGAUUCGGUUAGGCGCGCCGGAGUGGAGAUUCAUGGAGCCGAGAGGCUAGGAGAGAUUGGGCCCGUGACUGUCAAGGUUUGAAGACAAAAGGCUGUUGAUGGCAACAAGGGUGUACCUUUCUUCCAUGAUUUGAGUUCAUGUGGUGGUUCAAUUUAUCUGCUUAUGGCUGCAGCUUCUGUUUUUUUUUUUUUUUUUUUUUUUUUUUUUCAAUCGUGGAGCAUAUGCACAUUGUUGGUAAAUGUUGUUUUACAUGGGAUUAUAGGCUUAUAGCUUAGGCUGAUGCAGCUUUUAGUACCAUAUCAAACUAUGAUUUUCUUGAUGUGAUUUCUAGGUAGGAUUGUCUUUCACUCUUUUGGAUAUAUCAAUAAACUUGGUGAUUGUCAAA